UGACGUUCCCAUUAAACGAAUAGUACCGCAUGAUACCGGAUCAUACUGGUAAACACAUCAAGUAAAUAUUCCACACUCGAUCUGCUCGAACAACGAAUUUCAGCUGUGGAAAUGUCCGGCUACAAGUUGUAUUACUUCAAUGUUCGCGGUAGAGGAGAACUUGCCAGGCUCGCCUUCGCUGCUGCGAACAUAGAAUUCGAAGAUAUCCGUUUGACAAAAGACGAAUGGGCUAUAGAAAAAGCCACUGGCCGGUCUCCAUUCGGACAAGUGCCAUUUAUCAUAACUCCAGACGGCAAAGUGCUUGGCCAGUCAUUUGCAAUUAUGAAGUACAUAUGCAGAGAAGCAGGUUUAAGUCCAGAAGAUAUUUUUGACGAGGCCGUAGCUAACAUGAUUUGUGAUGGACUUGAAGACCUUCGCAAUGGCUGUGUAAAGAUUUACUAUGAGCAAGAUGAAGCUAAAAAGGAGGAAAUGAAGAAAGAAUUUAUUGAAAGUACUCUUCCAGCACGACUCCAGAAACUGGAAGCCAUUUUAAAAGAUCAUAAUGAAGGCAAGGGUUUCUUUUUAGGUGACAAGUUGACCUACGCAGAUAUCACUUUCUUCGACCUUGUGAACCUUUUCUCGAGUGGUGAGCCAACGGUCCCGGAACCACUUGAGAAGUUUCCGCUGUUGGUGGAUCUUUACAAACGCUUUUUGGAGUUGCCAGGAAUCAAGGCCUGGGUCGAGAAACGCCCGAAAACUGACCAUUAAAAGUCAUGUGAUCAUCGAGGUGUUUGAUCACUGGACUUGGCAGUGAUAAGGCAAAGCCGAAAUAAAAUAGCUUCUGAGAUAUCUGAAA
Messenger RNA from Orbicella faveolata, 835 nucleotides. Its product is annotated as hematopoietic prostaglandin D synthase-like. Lineage: Eukaryota; Metazoa; Cnidaria; Anthozoa; Scleractinia; Merulinidae. Gene Ontology annotation, biological process: glutathione metabolic process. Gene Ontology annotation, molecular function: glutathione transferase activity. The record is from RefSeq and is a predicted model, not a curated record.